Molecule: messenger RNA, 1496 nt
Organism: Dimorphilus gyrociliatus
Lineage: Eukaryota; Metazoa; Annelida; Polychaeta; Dinophilidae
Source: the annotation of a GenBank genome assembly
GAGUGCAAAAAAGAUCCGCUAUCAACAAGGUCAGAACAAAUCAGCAAAAUAAAUUUUCAAAAAUAUGAAUAUAAUCACCCAGCAAGAUUAUCUUGUUUGUGGAACGUGUCAAUCGAGUUUCCAAUUAUCUGACAUACUUCUAUUUAUGAAUCAUAAGAGGUUCGAUUGUGACCAGAAGCAAGAUACGGAAAAAAUACUUCAAUGUACAACCUGUUCUCAGAUGUUUUAUACCCCUUGGUCAUUGCUGAAACACGCUCAGAAUGUUCAUGGUUUCGGAAUCUACAGGGACCAAAUAAAUAAUGUAGGAAAAAAGGGUUUAAGUGAAACAACAAAGAGAGAUCAUAAGGCUCUAACUGAAAUGAUUAAGAAUGCUAUAAAUUCUACUUUACAAACUCUUGCUAAACCAACUGUAGAUCCAACGCCAGUAGAAGAAAAUAAUCCACUAAUGUUACUCGCAGAACAGGCUACGGAUGAAAGUUCUAACAGGUGUCAAAGUAAAACUUGUGCUGAAAUUUGUGCGUGUCCUCCGGGCUUUUGCGGUGCAAAAGGCAAUGACUCUGACGAAAGUGAGAGAGGGCGUGAAGAUGAGCCCUUAGUAAUGUGUACACCAGAGGGUCAGAAAUGCGGAUCCGAAGAAGUAGACAACUGUGCAAGCAAUAAUUGUUGCUGUAACAGUACAGACAAUUGUGAUUGUGGUAUUGGUCUUGUUUUAGAAAAAUGUUGUAAUUCUAUAGUUCCUAAAAAGAGGAGAAGACACCUUCAGAAGCAUUUAGAACAUAAGCGUCAAGUUGACCAUCAAUUAACAAAUAUUCCUACAUCAGGAGGCGAUUCAGUAGAUUCUUCCAACAACGGUGAUUCCAAUGUUACUACAGAUGUUAACAGAUCUCAAAUAAGGAAACGAAGGUACCCUACCACUAAACCUUUCUCUUGUGAAAUGUGUAAAGAGAGCUUUAACCAGAGAAUCCACUUAAAAAAACAUAUGAGCAAACACACGGGCAUUAAACCCUAUAAAUGCGGCCAAUGUAAUUAUUCAACUGUCGAGAGAAGUCAUUUAAAGGUUCACAUUCGAGUACACACUGGUAAAUAUUUUGCCAUCAGUUACUUUAUUUCACUUUAAUGAAAUUCAUUUAACUUUAGGAGAGAAACCGUUCAAAUGUGAUUAUUGCGACUAUAGAACGGCUCAAAAUUCUACUUUAAAAAUUCACUUAAAACGACACCAUAAUCAACAAAAUAAGACAAAAAGUACUGAAAAUUCAAUCUCCGAAACUUCCAGUUCUAUUGACACACCCUUUUCAAUCGAAACUGACACAAUGCACAAUUUAAUGUUGCUUUCUAAUUCUCCUUUAACCCCAAAUAUAUGAUAUGCUAGACAAUUGGACCUAUCUUUCAAAUAUCGCUUUAAAGAGUACGAUUGAACCUAAAAAUACAAUAUGCAAUAUAUUUAUAAAUUUUAGUAAGAUAAAUACAUUUUGAAUGAAAUUAUGUCUUUCAUUGAG